AUGGUAACACGUUCAGCAAACAAGCGGACGGAAUCAGCAAGAUCCAAAAAUGAGAAGAAGCGUGCUCAUGAAGAACCUUCUCCAGAGGAUGUUGUGGAACUAGAUUCCUCGGAAGAGGAGUUCGACUUAGAUGGUCUAAUCGAUGAGGGCUCUGAUGAUGAGGGGGAAGAAGAUGAUGCUGAUGAACAUCAGGAGGAGCCAGAUGAGAACGACAAAGAAGAUACAGGAUUAGAGGCAGACGAAGAACCUGAAUUGGAGUCAGAUUCAGACGUUGAGCUGAACAAAAUGCUAGCUCAAGAAGAAGGAGACGAUGAAUCUUCCGAGUCAGAUGCUCCUUCAGAACCACAGGAAGAAACAAGUUCGUUGACCGACAAAGUCAAGAACAUUAAAAUUAGAAGCUACUCGGAAGGUUCAACUAGUAUACGAGAAACAACCUAUUCAGAUGGUAAAUUGAGACUAAUUAGACCUGAAAUUGACCCUAAGUACGAGUCUGAUGACAGCGAAAAGGAAGAAUUUAACACUGUCGGGAAUAUUCCUCUGUCAGCUUAUGAAGAAUUUCCCCACAUUGGUUAUGACAUCAAUGGUAAGAGAAUCAUGCGUCCAGCUAAGGGCUCCGCUUUAGAACAAUUGUUGGAAAGCAUUGACUUGCCCGCCGGUUGGACUGGCUUGUUAGACAGAAAUACUGGUGGGGUUAUGAAUCUUACGCAAGACGAGCUGGAGUUGAUUCGCCGAAUUCAAUCUAAUGAGCUGACCGAUGAAACGCUUGAUCCAUAUGAAGACACUGUUGAAUGGUUUUCCUCCAAGGUCGAAGUGAUGCCUCUUUCUGACAAGCCUGAACCAAAGAGACGUUUCGUCCCAUCACAACAGGAACAAGUCAAGAUUCUCAAGUUGGUCACUGCUAUUAGAGAAGGUCGGAUUGUUCAUCCUGACAAGGUCAAGGAAGAAAAGAUUGAAGAUCCGGUUUAUGAUCUGUGGCAGGACGCCGAGGACAAUACGGUUGAUCAGGAGAACAAUUGGAGAGCUCCUAAAUUAGCGCCUCCUACACAUGAGGAGAGUUACAACCCUCCAGAAGAGUAUUUGUUCACAGAAAAAGAAAGAAAAGAAUGGGAGGAAACCGACCCAAGUGAACGUAAACUUCAGUUGAUCCCUCAAAAGUUCACGGCACUAAGAAAGGUUCCUGGUUAUGCAAACAAUAUUAAGGAGAUAUUUGAGAGAAGUUUAGAUUUAUAUUUGGCUCCAAGAGUGAAACAAGCCAAGUUGAAUGUCGACCCGGAUUCUCUAAUUCCCGAGCUUCCAUCACCAAAAGAUCUGCGUCCCUUCCCUAUUCGUUGUUCUACUAUAUACGAGGGUCACAGCGGUCGUAUCAGAGCCCUAUCCGUUCAUCCCUCAGGAAUUUGGUUGGCUACUGGUGCUGACGAUGGUACUGUGAGAGUUUGGGAGGUUGUAUCUGGUAGAGAAGUUUUCAAGACUACGAUUAUUACAGAGAGCCAUAAGGGAGAAGAUUUUAUCGAAUGCAUAGCAUGGAACCCAGCUGAAAACUCAGGAAUUUUAGCAAUUGCCGCAGGAGAGCACGUUUAUUUAAUCGUGCCUCCUAUUUUUGGAUUUGAUAUUGAAAAUGCUGCGAAGUCUAAGAUUGAGCAUGGCUUUGGUUAUGCUAAACACGGAAAUAUUCGCAAGGCUGCCAAGGGUCCAUCCAACGCAUCUGACGACGAAGACACCACCGAAGCCGUUACUAAACAACACACUUCCUGGUUUAAGCCAACCCCAGAACAAGCUGAUCGAGGAAUAUCCUUGGUUGUCUCUAUGAAGAAGGUCUCUGUCAUCAAGAAGAUUUCAUGGCACCGUAAAGGUGACUACUUUGUCACCUCCUCGCCUAAUGCUGGAAAAACAUCUGUUUUGGUGCACCAGCUUUCAAGACAUAUUUCGCAGGCCCCAUUCAACAAAUCAAGAGGAGUCAUCAUGGACGCUAAGUUCCAUCCUUUCAAGCCUCAGCUAUUUGUUGUAUCACAAAGAUAUAUUAGAAUUUAUGAUCUACAGAAACAGGUCCUAGUGAAGAAAUUAGUAUCUCAGGCAAGAUGGUUGGCUUCUAUUGAUAUACAUCCAAGAGGUGACAAUGUUAUCACUGCCUCUUACGACAAGAGAGUGCUAUGGCAUGAUUUAGAUUUAUCCUCAGAGCCAUACAAGACAAUGAGGUAUCACCAGAAAGCUGUCAGAGCUGUUGCUUUCCACAAAGGAGGGCUACCAUUAUUCGGUUCAGCUUCCGACGAUGGAACGGUUCAUAUUUUCCACGGUACCGUUUAUGAUGAUCUGAUGUCCAAUCCAUUGUUAGUUCCUUUGAAGAAGCUAACUGGUCAUCGCGUAAUCCAGAGUCUAGGAGUAUUGAAUAUGGAAUGGCAUCCCAAAGAAGCAUGGGUCUUCACAUCUGGAGCAGAUGCUACUGCCCGUCUUUGGACUACAUAG
Molecule: messenger RNA, 2460 nt
Organism: Komagataella phaffii GS115
Lineage: Eukaryota; Fungi; Ascomycota; Pichiomycetes; Pichiales; Pichiaceae
Exons: 1
Coding region: 1-2460 (819 amino acids)
Biological process (GO): ribosome biogenesis; maturation of LSU-rRNA from tricistronic rRNA transcript (SSU-rRNA, 5.8S rRNA, LSU-rRNA)
Cellular component (GO): preribosome, large subunit precursor; PeBoW complex
Molecular function (GO): protein binding; ribonucleoprotein complex binding
Source: RefSeq, a predicted model, not a curated record